Molecule: messenger RNA, 2691 nt
Organism: Siniperca chuatsi (mandarin fish)
Lineage: Eukaryota; Metazoa; Chordata; Actinopteri; Centrarchiformes; Sinipercidae
Product: sodium- and chloride-dependent GABA transporter 3-like
Exons: 15
Coding region: 305-2053 (582 amino acids)
Biological process (GO): sodium ion transmembrane transport
Cellular component (GO): membrane
Source: RefSeq, a predicted model, not a curated record
CAGAAUGACAGUUUCACAUUUAAACAUGAUUGCUGUCUUGAGACCAGGAUGUAGCCAAAUUAAAAAAGACACAGCAAAGAUCAGUUUGCACAUAUUUAAAUGUAUGCUUUCAAACUAAGUCACGAUUGGUUACUCUUUUAUAGCAACUAGGCUGCCCCCUCUAAACUGGAACUGGUUUUUGUUUUAUGGCUUGAGAUCAGGAUAUAGUCAAAUUAGGAAAAGACAGUAAAAGCAGCAAAGAUCAGUUUGCAGUACUUUGGAAUAAUAACUGAAACAGACGACAGAUGAAAUUAUUGAUGCUGAGAUGAACAAACAAAGAAGAAAAACAGAAACCGAGAGGAGGGCUGGAGACAGAGGACAGUGGGCCAGUAAAACAGAAUAUAUUCUGGUCGUUGCAGGAAAUGUGGUCGGCCUGGGCAACGUGUGGAGAUUUCCUUACCUCUGCUACAAGAAUGGUGGAGGUGCCUUUCUGGUGCCGUAUGGCCUGUUAGCUGUGGUGUGUGGGAUACCUCUGUUCCUACUGGAGACCUCAGUUGGUCAGUACACCCAGGAAGGAUUCAUCACGUCUUGGAGGAAAAUAUGUCCACUGGCACAAGGAAUUGGAUUUGGACAACUGAUGAUUUCACUCUGUUUCUUCAUCUACAUUUUAAUUGAAGCCUGGGCUCUUUUCUACCUGGUGUUCUCAUUCAGUUCCCAGCUCCCCUGGGCCAGCUGUGAGAACACCUGGAAUACAGCUAACUGUCUUGAUCUUCAGACUUUCAAUUCAUCUAAUGUGACAGCAGUUCAGACCAACACCACCUCUGCUGCAACUGAGUUCUGGGAGCGGCGGGUGCUGGCCAUGUCUGGAGGCAUUGAGGAGCUGGGUAGUGUGAGGUGGGAGCUGGCCUUGUGUCUUCUGGCCUGCUGGGUGUUCUGCUACUUCAGUAUCUGGAAAGGUGUCAGAUCUUCUGGAAAGGUAGCGUAUUUCACAGCCACGUUCCCCUACGUAAUGCUCCUGACCUUACUCAUCAGAGGCUUGACUCUACCUGGAGCUUGGGAAGGGAUCUAUUACUACCUGUAUCCAGACCUGAACCGCCUGGCUAACCUUGAGGUCUGGAUAGAGGCCGGAUCUCAAAUACUUUUCUCCUACAGCCUGACUGCAGGGACUCUAAAUGUUCUGGGCAGCUAUAAUGAGUACAACAACAACUGUUACAAGGAUUGCUUUUGGCUCUGUCUGCUGAACAGUGGGACCAGUUUUGUUGCCGGAUUUGUCGUCUUCUCUGUACUCGGAUUCAUGGCUCAGAAACAGGGUGUUAAUGUCGACAAUGUGGUUGAGUCAGGUCCAGGUUUGGCCUUCAUUGCUUACCCUCAGGCAACAGCUAUGAUGCCUUUGCCACAGUUCUGGACUGUCUGCUUCUUCCUGAUGCUCAUUCUGCUGACUGUCGACACACAUUUUGUGAUUGUGGAGAGUUUUAUCACCACAGUGAUCGACUUGUUUCCGAAGUUGUUUCGUGCACCUUUGAGGCGUGAGAUCUUUGUCCUCGCCAUCUGUGUAUCCAGCUUCUUCGUACAUCUCACCAUGGUUACAGAGGGAGGAAUUUAUGUAUUCCAACUCACUGACUUCUAUGGCUCUACCAGAGUUUGUCAGAAUUUUAUGGCUAUUUGUGAAUGCCUGGCUGUGGGCUGGGUUUUGGUGAGUGCUGACCGCUUUUCUAAUAUUAUUGAGGACAUGACAGGACAGAGGCCGUCUGUUUUCUUUAAACUGUGCUGGAAAUACGUUAAUCCUCUGCUAUCACUGAUUUCCUUAAUCCUCUACCUGGUUGAUUACAAACACCUCAAGAUUAACGACUGGUACAUUUACCCUGACUGGGCGUACGCACUAGGAUGGACUUUGACCCUCACCUCUGUUCUCAUGGUGCCACUGUGGGCAGCUGGACAGGUGUUUUUGACAGCAGGAACCUUCAGACAGCGUUUGUCUGUCCUUUGUCGUCCUGCUGAAGAUCCAGCCUGGCAGAGGAAUAAAAUGAGAGAGGAGGGAACGGCUGUUGAACUGACGUCUGCAGUGUUAACUUAGUGUGACCUGCAAAGUCAAAUUAACUAGACAUUUCGCCUAUCAUACUGUAAAUAAGCUUAUUGUAAUCAGUGUAGCUAGGAGAUUUAAAUGGCAAAGCUCAAAAUAGUGCUGAAACAACCAAAAUUAAACCUAAACAACAUCAAUUUUGAUGCUAGAUCAUUUUAGCCAUUUAUCAAGCAAAAAUGCCAAAUGUGACGAUUCAUUUGUGGCUUUUCUGUUUUAUUUUAAUGGUCCAGUGUGUAGGAUUUAUUGGCAUCUAGCGGUGAAAUUGCAUUUUGCAACCAUUUGAAAACUGCUCGCAUCACCCUCCCCUUCUGAGCAUGUAGGAGAAACUAUGGUGGCCGUGAACCUCGCAAAAACUGGGAAAAACGCGAAUGGCCCUAUCUAGAGCCAGUGUUUGGUUUGUCUGUUCUGGGCUACUGUAGGAACAUGGCAGCGCAACAUGGCGACCUCCGUGAAAGGGGACCCGCUCCCUGUGUAAAUAUAAAUGGCUUAUUCUAAGCGUUUGUCUGUCCUUUGUCGUCCUGCUGAAGAUCCAGCCUGGCAGAGGAAUAAAAUGAGAGAGGAGGGAACGGCUGUUGAACUGACGUCUGCAGUGUUAACUUAGUGUGACCUGCAAAGUCAAAUUAACUAGACAU